UAAAUUUGUUGUGUUUCAGUUCAUUCCUGGCACCAAAACAGCAGGUGGAAAAGAGGCAGUGGAGGCAAGUGGCCAGAUGUCUAGUCUGGGGAAGUGUUAGAGGACAGAAAAAAAGGAAACAAGAUUUGUUUCGACACAGACAUCAGGUACCUCUGGUUUCACGGCCCUGUUCGACAUGCAAGUUUCCGGAAGCGGGCCUCUGCUGCUGCUUUUACUUCCUCAUUUCUUGCUUCACUAUGAUCACUCGUUGGCUUUUUCACUUAAAAACUGCGUGAUCCUCUAUUCUGAAAACACUGAUGCCAAUGUCUGGGUCACAUGCAAUGACCACGACCUUGCCACUAUCCCAGAUGACAUUCCCAGAGACGUGACAUCACUAGAUCUCGCCACGAAUCAUAUUCUCAACAUCGCCCGUACUGAUUUAACGGGUUUACGAAAACUUAAAUCGGUACAACUUCAUUACAAUUUGAUUUCGCACGUUGAUGAUGGAGCUUUUGUGGACUUGGUAGAGUUAAGUUAUCUCGUCUUGGAUGAGAAUAAACUCACAAAUCUAACAGACAACAUGUUUUAUGGUCUGUCCAAAUUAAGGAUGCUGUCUCUGUCCACAAACCAGAUCUCAUUUAUCUCCCCUGUGGCAUUUCAGUCACUGGUCAGUUUGGAAGAGGUGAACCUAGGGUCUAACCACUUACAUCAAGCAACAGACAUUGCUCCUAUCUUAAAUCUACCAUUUAUAAAAUAUUUAUAUAUUGGGUAUAACAGGUUUACCUCUUUUCAAUCAGGCGACUUGCUUUUAAAUGCCUCAAACCUCAGAAGCCUAUCGCUAAGUCUGAACCCACUGAGAAAGUUCAGCGUUACAAGAGACGUCUUUCCUCAUCUGAAUACUCUCGACUUCUCAAUGUGCAGCACUGACAUUGAGUGGGAUGUAGCAAACAAGACCUUUCUGAGGAGUCUAACUACUUUGUUCUUUAGCGGGAGUUACGUUAGCUUCGAGUCGUACAGGGCGAUGUUGCAAACUGCGGACUCGCUACACGAACUUAUUCUCUACUCCAUUAAGAAAAGAAUAGACGAGGGUCUCUUGGAUGUCGCCUGCAAAAUUCCUUCCCUAAGAUCUCUUGAGGUAACGUUUUGUGAACUCGUGACCAUUGACAACGUCAUGCUGCGGCCUUGCUCUCGGCUGACCAAGCUAAGUCUAUCCGGUAAUCAGCUGUCGGGGAUGUCGGAACACGCACUCCAAUCGAUGACGAAGCUCACGACUCUAGACUUGAGCAUCAAUCAUCUGACUAAAGUGCCAGUUACACUCAGAGGACUCUCCAGUCUGGAGGUUCUGGACGCGAGCUCUAACUUAAUCAGCGAGCUCGACUGCCUCGAUUUCCAGAAUCUGACAAGACUGACGAACCUUAGUUUGAAACACAAUCACAUCUUCAGCCUCGGAACCUGUGUCUUCCAGAAUCUCAACAUCUUGAAAAGCCUUGAUAUUGGACAGAAUUUCAUAUUUACAUUUGAGAAUACCUUCAGAGUUAAUUUACGGCAACUGCAAUCUUUGAAUUUACGCAGCAAUGGUCACUUAGACCUCAAGAGAGGAGAUUUUGGGAGUCUGUCUUCACUCCGUAUUUUGGAUUUAGAUUCAGACACAUAUUAUAUUGUUCAUGAUGGGGCUUUCGAAGGUCUCGAUAAUCUCCAAACCCUUAGCAUGUCACUUGAUAGAUACACAAAAGAGACUUUUAGUGGACUACAACAUCUAGAGGCUCUGAACUUACGUCUUACGUUUAAAUGGAGCCAGAACAGUUCCCGGCAAAACUCUGAGCCACCUUUCUCAAAUUUACCCAACCUGAAGAGGCUGAUGCUCAGAGUUUUUGACACAUACCGCAGUGAUAUCCCACUAGAUCUGCUCAGCGGUCUGAAAUCUUUAGAGUAUUUAAUGACUCAGAAGUUCUUCACAAGGUCCUUGCACCCAGACACAUUUAAACACACUCCCUGCCUGAAAGGCCUCCAGAUAAUCAACAGCCAACUAUCCAGUUUACUACCUGAGCUGUUCCGGCCAAUCCCAAACCUGAAGGAGCUCGACCUGUCCCACAACAAAUUCAAGUCUUUGGAUUUCCUGGCUCAGACCACGUUGCUAGCACUCAGCUGGCUGAAACUUAGCGACAAUAAGCUGUCAAUCGUCAAUGAGUCGGUUUUCCACUCCCUCCCUGCCUUGACGUACCUGGAUCUGAGUGAAAACCCUUUAGCAUGCGAAUGCUCUAAUUCUGGCCUUAACCAGUGGGUUCAGAGCAACAACCAAACACAGGCCGUCAAUGGUCACCAGUAUACUUGCACUUCCCCGGUGAGCCAACAGGGGGCCAAGUUCCUAGACUUUGAUGUCCACUUUUGCUGGGUUGACGCCAGCUUCUUAUGCUUCAUUUCCAGUACUUGUCUGAUUGUCGUCACCCUCCUUGCGUCCUUCACCUACCACUUUCUGAGGUGGCACUUAACCUAUGCCUACUACCUCUUCCUGGCCUUCCUCUACGAUAGCAAGAGGAGGAAGACGGACACCCCCCAGCGCUACGACGCCUUUGUCUCCUACAAUGUUCAUGACGAGGCCUGGGUCUACCAGGAGCUGGUCCCGGUACUGGAGGGUCAGCAGGGCUGGAAACUCUGUUUGCACCACAGAGACUUUGAGCCAGGAAUGCCCAUCUUUGAAAACAUCACAGAGGCCAUCUACAACAGCAGGAAGACCAUCUCAGUGAUCAGCCGACACUACCUGCAGAGCGAGUGGUGCUCCAGGGAGAUCCAGAUAGCGAGCUUCCGUCUGUUCAGUGAGCACAAGGAUGUGUUGAUCAUGGUGUUUCUGGAGGACAUCCCGUUUCGGCAUCUGUCCACGUACCACCAAAUGAGAUGCCUGGUGAAGAGAUGCACCUACCUGAGCUGGCCGCUGGCCGGUGGCCACUCUGGAGUUUUCUGGCAGAACAUUUGUCGAGCUCUGGAGAGAGCUGAAAGCCCCGACGAGCAUGCACCCCUCCUCACUGGACACCAGAGCUUUAUUUAGUGAAGUCGAAUUCAAGUUAGACCCCACAGAUGUACGAUUAAACAGCAACAUCAUGAUCUAGAAGCAAGCUAGCAAUUCCUAUCGUCACAGCUAAUAGUAGCUCUACCUAGCCUAUCAGCUGACAGUAGCACUUCCUAUCCUCUGAGCUAAUAGUAACUCUUACUGGCCACCUACCUUCCCAGCUAAUAGUAGCUCUACCUAGCCUAUCAGCUGACAGUAGCACUUCCUAUCCUCUGAGCUAAUAGUAACUCUUACUGGCCACCUAGCUUCCCAGCAAAUGGUAGCUCUUCCUAUCUCCCAUUUAAUACUAACCCUUCCUAACCUCUCAGCUAACAGUAGCUCUUGCUAGCCUGCUAGCUCUCAGUUAAUAGUAGUUCUUCCUAGUCCACUAGCCUCAAAGCUAACAGUAGCUGUGAGGCUAGUGGUAGAAGUUCUUUGAUGUUGGGAUCCAGUUAUUCUGAAGCUUGACAAUUAGUGGUGACACCUUUUCUGUGUAAUAAAUCUGUCUGUAUAAAGUUAAUGGAAAGAAAAAAAUUAUGACAAUAUCCAUCAAGAAGUGUAACAUAUACAGUAUGUUUUCUUAACAUGUGCAUUAAACUAACAACAC
This is a messenger RNA of Mugil cephalus (flathead mullet), 3629 nucleotides long. RefSeq names its product toll-like receptor 13. Gene Ontology annotation, cellular component: membrane. The transcript is spliced from 5 exons. Gene Ontology annotation, molecular function: protein binding; transmembrane signaling receptor activity. Bases 176 to 3022 code for a protein of 948 amino acids. NCBI's taxonomy places the organism in Eukaryota, Metazoa, Chordata, Actinopteri, Mugiliformes, Mugilidae. The record is from RefSeq and is a predicted model, not a curated record. Gene Ontology annotation, biological process: toll-like receptor signaling pathway; immune response.